This is a messenger RNA of Vigna unguiculata (cowpea), 1358 nucleotides long. It is a transcript of the gene BUB3.1, whose product is annotated as Transducin/WD40 repeat-like superfamily protein. The record is from RefSeq and is a predicted model, not a curated record. NCBI's taxonomy places the organism in Eukaryota, Viridiplantae, Streptophyta, Magnoliopsida, Fabales, Fabaceae. Gene Ontology annotation, molecular function: protein binding.
AUUUAUUAUCAAGUUACAUUUAGUAAACCCCAUUGGAACACAUGACGUGAAGAUGAAUGCGUGGCUCCUAAGAUUUGAAAUUUGAAUAAAGGACAUGGCUUCUGCGGUGGCCGCCGCGGCGGGGCUAGAGUUGUCGAAUCCUCCAUCGGACGGAAUAACCAAUCUCCGAUUUUCAAAUCACAGCGAUAAUCUCUUGGUCUCCUCAUGGGACAAGAGUGUGAGAUUGUAUGAUGCGAGCGCCAAUGUGUUGAGAGGAGAGUUCAGGCACGCUGGCCCCGUUCUCGAUUGUUGCUUCCACGACGAUUCCUCCGGUUUCAGUGUCGCCGCCGACAACACUGUUAGACGGCUUUUCUUCAGCUCUAAUAAAGAGGAUAUCCUAGGAAAGCAUGAUGCGCCUGUUCGUUGUGUUGAGUACUCAUAUGCUGCAGGGCAAUUGAUCACUGGUAGUUGGGACAAAACCCUGAAAUGCUGGGACCCUAGAGGUGCGAGUGGCCAAGAGCGCACACUCGUUGGGACAUAUCCACAGCCUGAGCGUGUUUACUCUCUCUCUCUGGUUGGAAAUCGCCUGGUUGUAGCAACAGCUGGAAGACAUGUUAAUAUCUAUGAUUUGAGGAACAUGUCUCAACCUGAACAGAAAAGAGAAUCUUCAUUGAAAUAUCAAACCAGAUGUGUGCGCUGUUACCCAAAUGGAACAGGAUAUGCACUUAGUUCAGUGGAAGGGCGUGUAUCGAUGGAAUUCUUCGACCUCUCAGAAGCUAUCCAGGCAAAAAAAUAUGCUUUCAAGUGUCACAGAAAAUCCGAGGCCGGAAGGGACAUUGUCUAUCCCGUAAAUGCAAUGGCAUACCACCCCAUAUAUGGAACGUUUGCCACAGGUGGUUGUGACGGGUAUGUUAACGUGUGGGACGGAAACAAUAAGAAAAGGCUAUACCAGUACAUGAAAUAUCCUACCAGCAUUGCUGCACUGUCGUUUAGCAGAGAUGGACGCCUGUUGGCUGUUGCAUCAAGUUACACAUUCGAAGAAGGACCUAAAAGCAACGAAUCAGAUGCUAUCUUCGUUCGUAGUGUAAACGAGAUUGAGGUGAAGCCGAAGCCCAAAGUCUAUCCCAAUGCUCCAGCGUAAUUCCUGAUGGCCGUUUCAGAAACAGGGUUUUUUUUUAUAUUAUUUCUACUGUUGUAAACGCCAAAAACAAGUAAACUGAUAGUUUCUGAUUUUCUAGAUUUUCUUCAAAUUGUGCACUUCGUGCAAGUAGGUAUAUUGUAUAUUGUAAAGUAUGGUGCCUCACUCAUUUUCAAAUCAUCACUGGAAAGCUUUGUCCCGAUCAUGUGACGUUGCUUAGUCAAUGACAAAAUUCAAGUCA